Dermacentor andersoni is the source of this 732-nucleotide messenger RNA. The record is from RefSeq and is a predicted model, not a curated record. NCBI's taxonomy places the organism in Eukaryota, Metazoa, Arthropoda, Arachnida, Ixodida, Ixodidae.
GAUGAUGAUGAUGAUGAUGAUGAUGAUGAUGAUGAUGAUGAUGAUGAUGAUGACGACGACGACGACGACGACGAUGAAGACGAUGAUGAAGACGAUGUUGAAGACGAUGAUAAAGACGAUGUUGAAGACGAUGUUGAAGACGAUGAUAAAGACGAUGUUGAAGACGAUGAUAAAGACGAUAAUAAAGACGAUGUUGAAGACGAUGAUAAAGACGAUGUUGAAGACGAUGAUAAAGACGAUGAUAAAGACGAUGUUGAAGACGAUGAUAAAGACGAUGAUAAAGACGAUGAUAAAGACGAUGUUGAAGACGUUGAUAAAGACGAUGUUGAAGACGAUGAUAAAGACGAUGAUAAAGACGAUGUUGAAGACGAUGAUAAAGACGAUGAUAAAGACGAUGCUGAAGACGAUGUUGAAGACGAUAAAGAUGAUUUUGAAGACGAUGUUGAAGACGAUGUUGAUGAUUUUGAAGACGAUGUUGAUGAUGAUGUUGAUGACGAUGUUGAAGACGAUGUUGAUGUUGUUGUUGAUGAUGAUGAUGAUGAUGAUGAUGAUGAUGAUGAUGAUGAUGAUGAUGAUGAUGAUGAUGAUGAUGAUGAUGAUGAUGAUGAUGCUGUUGAUGAUGUUGAUGAUGAUGAUGUUGAUGAUGUCGAUCCAAAGGCGGUCGCAGACGCUGCACCGGGUUCCGAUCUGCUCCUCGAGGAAGUGGCGCUCGAAGUACCGGUGGGCUCCUGA